UUUCGGGACAACCUGCGAUUGUUUUGGGCCUAAUCCUGAUUCAACUGCUUCUGACUCCACACCCCAUCGGCCAGUGACAUCACUUUCUCCUCAUGUCUGUACUUUACAUGACAAUUCCCACCCAAGUCCAUGGGCCAGCACAAUGCCUGGAGCGGUGGUUUGAUGUCUUUUAAAACCUUUGACUGGCCCCCAAGGCCUCCUGUGUGUCUUUUCCUCAGCUUUGUAACGGGUAGAGAUGGAGACCUCAGUUGUGACCUAUAGCUUUCGGUCUGCUGGAGUGUGUUUGAAGGCAGGGGGUUGAUUGUUGAAGAUUUGAGUUGGCUGUUUUUUUACUAAUGCUGCUUGGCGGGUGUGUAUGUGAUGCCCUGGGUGGGUGGUGGUGGCCUUCAGAGAGAUUAGACAUUACAUUACAUAUGCAUCUGGAAGAUGCUUUUAUCCAAAGCUGCUUACAGUGCAAUACAAGGUAUAAGGUUUUAUCAGUAUGUGUCCCAUGGAGAAUAAGACAUGAGGUAUAUUGCACAGAUAUGUAUGUGCGGUACACUUAUAAAAAAAAUAAAGGUUCUUAAAGGUUCAUUGGUUGGGCUUUAAAUAAUGCAGAGACAUGUAUGUGCACAAUAGGUACACUUAUAAAAAAAUAAAGGUUCUUAAAGGUUCAUUGGUUGGGCUUUAGUUGCAUAAAGAACCAAAAAUGGUUAAUCUCCCCUAAAAUUAGCAGUUUUUUAUUUUUUAGGUAACAAAUUCAGUACAUCUGUAGGCUACUUAACCACAGACUGACUCUCGUUAUAUAGUCGAAAGAAACUUUGUCACAGCGUAUCACUGAAACUUUGCUGUUUGUUUCAGAGGAGGGGGUAGGGGUUGAAUCAAAGGGUUGCGACUUAUUGUUCAGUAUUGAAAGGCAGCUAAUGGCCGGCCAUCGCAACUCUGGAUCUGGAAGCAGCGGGGUGCCCGGGGCUCUUCUUGCACAAUACCUCCCCCAUCUACUGUCCUGCGGCGCGUCUUCCUGCCGCAAUCUGCACUGAUCGCCUCUGUCGGGGGGCGCGCAGCUGUAUCGAUGCGUCUGCGCCUCUUCUCCAAACUCUAUACAAUUCCUAAUGAAAUAAAACGAUGACUCACUUUAACCCCUUAAGUGGAUGAGCCAAGCAUACACACUAAAAAUGCAGGGUUGAUUUUUUUUAAAUCAUGGUUGGGUAAAAUAUGGACAAAUCCGACUGUUGGGUUUACAUUGACCUAUGCUGGUUUGUUGGGUCAAAUAUGGACAUUUUAGUUGAAUUUGAACGCGCACUCGGGUUUGUCCAUAUUUUAAUAAGUUAUUAAAAUCAUUUUUUUUAGUUUGUGUGAUGCAUUGACACCGUUGAUAAUAAUAUGGCAGUGCUUGCGUAACUGGAAAGCUUAUGAAUGCGUAUUAGACAUAUAGCCUACGUUUGCAAGCACAGCAAUUGAAUUAAAAUGUAAAACAUACAUAUUGUAGAUAUAUCUUACAAAAUUUGAUUGUAAAUAAUUUUUUCUUAUAUUUUUUCUUGUAAAAAUAAGCUUUAUCACCAGCAAUUUUGUUGCGUAUUUCAUAUAUACCGUUUUAACUUCAAAACACUUCAACUUUAAACUGUUUAAACUUCACUCUACACUUUAAAUUUCGUAUAGGGUGAAAAAAAAGGUUAUUUCAAACUACAAUAGUAGCCUAUUAUAAUGUUUUUGUAAAUAGGUAGGCUACUCUUUCGUGUGUACACGGUGGUCCCAUCAGUGACUCGUGUAAGUGGGAUAUGUGACGCUUGUAAUCCAAUUGCUUAUCAGCAACAACUGCGAUAUCAAAGACAAACAUUUCACCUCAUCACUCUUACAGCCAAAUAAAACACUGUUGAUCAAUGAAAAGCUGGAAUGGCUUUGUGUAAAAAUACAUAUUUUAAACAAUUGAACGUUUUUAUGAUCCAAUUUGUUUGUUUACGACACAGUAAAUGUAUAAAGAAACAAAUUAGAGCUUUAACGUGGUUAGACAGUAUACUGUCUUUUCAUCUAUUCAUCUGAAUGAUUCAAAAAAAAUGUUAAACCUUUUAUUUAAUUGAUUUUUUUUAUCUGAAUCCGAAUAAUUGCUUUUUCACAAUAAACGUUAUUUUUUCACGGAUGUCAAAUCAUUUCAAUAUCAAGAAAAGCUCAUUAAGUGGAUAUUACUGAAACAACGUUUACUUAAUGUGACAUGAAUAUAAAACGCAAACAGCCUACUGUGAAUAUUUAUCAACUACAUCCCUAUUUGAAUUGUAAAUACUACGAAAUGACUUAACAUACAUAACACAUCCCAUAGGACAUAACUUGAUGUUAUUUAAAAAAUAUGUGGACGGCUGGACGUAUACUUGUGAUGACAUUUUUUUAAGAGAAAAAAGUUAUUAUUUGUGCAUUUUUAGAAAAUACCUAUAGUGCGAAAAUACGUAGACACCCCACAUUCCCAAACGCGCCCUCCUCACCCAAUGAGAAAACCAAGUUCAUUCACAAAUUCACCGUCAGCUGUGGCUUAUUGUCUCAGGUGACCAAUAGGAGAGGAGAUGGUUAAGACCCCAGCCUCCUACUUCAAUUGAUUAGGAAAACCUGUGUGGGACAGAGCCAGAUUUGAGGUUUCGAAGUUGUUUGUAAGUUGGGUGUUGGUGAUCUACUGACCCAUUCUGCGGGCCUAAUUGAUGGCCAUCACAUAGGCGCACGUUUCCACAUAGGCUAAUAAUACUAAGGCGCACAAACUGAAUUUGCGCAAACACUGAAGAUUGUUUUUGGAUACUUUACAAGCACGUCUUGGCAUGGAGCUACUGAUCACCGUUUAUUGAAUACCAAACUAGCAUCCACGUGUUCUUGUCUGAAGUCUCAAGAGAUUUGUAAGAAAAUGACGGAGAGACACCAGAGCUCGAAUGGAGGAGACUGCAACAGCCGAGCGUACGAGAUUAACAGGGCCAUGUAUUCUCAAGCCACGGGCCUGGAUGGACUUGGCGGUGCGUCGUUGCAGUUUGCGCACGGCGUGCUUCAGGAUCCGAGUCUGAUUUUUAACAAAGCACAUUUUAAUGGGAUCAAUCCUCCGCCACCGCAAAGUUUUUUCCCAUUUUCAGGCGAUUUUAAGUCUAAUGAUAUACAAAGCGGUGAUUUUGUGCAACCCAGACACUGGUACCCUUUUGCGGCACCCGAGUUCACGGGGCAGGUCGCGGGGGCGACCGCAACCGCCCAGCCUGCAAACAUCAGCCCACCGAUCGCUGAAACCAGGGAACAGAUCAAGAUGCCUUCUGAAGUAAAAACUGAGAAAGAUGUUGAUGAGUACGCCAGCGAGGAAAACAAACCUCAAUCACAAUUUAAUCACAUCCCUGGGACAUCAUCUGUGGCCACCGGGAUGUAUUAUUCCACACCGUGGAACCCUAACUUUUGGCCCGGCCUAUCUCACAUCACGGCCCCCGCUAAUAUUUCUCAAGCUCCCCCGACACCCACCGCAUCCUCACCCUCGUUAUCACCCUCCCCACCGGGGAAUGGCUUCGGAAGUCCAGGGUUUUUCAACGGGGGCUCUGCGCAAAACAUGCCGUCUGGUCAAGCGCAAACCGCUCCGAGAAGCAGUGGGUCGUCCAGUGGAGGAUGCAGUGAUUCUGAAGAAGAGGAGAAUCUGACCACAGAGAAUUUGGAGCAGUUUGCUAAAGAGCUGAAGCACAAGCGCAUUACUCUUGGUUUUACGCAGGCAGAUGUUGGGCUCGCUCUGGGAAAUCUGUAUGGAAAAAUGUUCAGCCAGACAACCAUCUGUCGUUUUGAGGCGCUUCAACUUAGUUUCAAGAAUAUGUGCAAACUGAAACCAUUACUACAGAGGUGGUUGAAUGAGGCUGAGAACUCUGAAAAUCCACAGGAUAUGUACAAGAUUGAACGGGUUUUUGUUGACACGCGAAAAAGAAAAAGGAGAACCAGUUUGGAAGGCACCGUCCGGUCUGCUCUCGAAUCGUACUUCGUGAAGUGCCCUAAACCCAACACUCUAGAGAUUACGCACAUAUCUGAUGACCUAGGCCUGGAAAGAGAUGUGGUGCGUGUGUGGUUCUGCAAUCGACGACAAAAAGGAAAACGCCUGGCGUUGCCCUAUGACGACGACUGCCUUGAUGGUCAGUACUAUGAGCAGAGCCCACCACCUCCCCCUCACAUGGGUGGCACAGCCCUUCCGGUGCAAGGCUAUCCUGGACCAGCCCAUCCUGGAGGAGCCCCUGCCCUAUACAUGCCACCCCUCCAUCGACCGGAGGUUUUUAAAAACGCCCUGCACCCGGGACUGGUGGGUCAUCUCACCAGUUAACCUGACCAGGUGAUGCGCUCUGUUUCCCAACCCAUCCUACUAGUUUGUCUGAACACCUGUGUCACAUUCACUGGUCGGAGUGGGACGAUGACCUUACAGGUGCAUGGCAAAUUUUAAUCGAUGUUUAUAAAAUAUCAGAUCACGGAUUUAUUUUUAUGUAAAUUGCAUGUUACUUGGUCCUUUACUAAUGUGCCUUGGGAUGCUCUACAUUUAUGGUGUCUCAUUUAGGCCUCAGCCUGAUUCGUCACUGUAUAAUGGAUUAUUUGAUGAAUUAAUGCGUUUGCACAUCAUGGGUUCAAAUUAUAAUUUUAUAGUUGUUUUAAUAACUUGUUUAUAGGGGUGGGCGAUAAAUCGCUAGCGUUUUUCAUGCAGUGCAGUCGGUUUCAUAAGAAGUAAAUCGCCAUCACCUGCUUUCAAAUGAAGUGGCAUUUACUACACAAAGCCAUAUUUUAUAGAGAAGCUCGGCAAAAUCGCAUACAUUAUCGGAGGCAAUUUGUCAACGAUUUUGCCGAGCUUAUCUGUGAAAUACGGCUUUGUGUAGUAAAUGGUGCUCAAUUUGAAAGCAGGUGAUGGCGAUUUACUUCUAUAAAUCACGUAACCGGAUUUACUGAUGAGAUGCACAUGAGAAUCGCAGGCAAUUUAUUGCCACCCCUACUUGUUUACUACUUUGCUCAUGUAACGGUUUUAAUGUACAUAUGUUUGUCUCAAGUUCAGUAUGUGCUGACUUCAAAGUUUUCACAUGUCUUUGUAAUUUCUCGUCAAAUCGCUCAUCAAAUCUCAACUGGCUGCAAAUUUGGGACCAACUUUAUAUUUUGUCUUAUGAGAUGGAUUUUUUUUUCUUUUAUCAUUUGGAGGAGAUCUUUUCAGACGAUCCCCAAAGAACAUCAGUCACUGUUCUUCUCUAAAUGCCUGCACUCUCCUCCAAUCUCAAUUGAAAAGAAUUGUGAAUGCAAAUGUUUUUUAUCAGGGUGAUGUAGAUUUUCUGCCAGUUAUUAAGUCUGCAAGCUUCUCUGUAGAGCUUUAAUGUGCCUUAUUUUAUGUCUAUCAUUCCCUAUGCAUGUAAAUGGAAGCCAUAUUUGAUAAAUUAUUGAAAUGCUGCUCUAUUGCAAUCAACACGUACAGUCUCUCACUGUGUAGCAAUUAAAACAAAUUUCAUUUGA
Paramisgurnus dabryanus is the source of this 5445-nucleotide messenger RNA. RefSeq names its product POU domain, class 5, transcription factor 3 (gene pou5f3). Gene Ontology annotation, biological process: regulation of transcription by RNA polymerase II. Gene Ontology annotation, molecular function: DNA-binding transcription factor activity, RNA polymerase II-specific; RNA polymerase II cis-regulatory region sequence-specific DNA binding. The record is from RefSeq and is a predicted model, not a curated record. NCBI's taxonomy places the organism in Eukaryota, Metazoa, Chordata, Actinopteri, Cypriniformes, Cobitidae.